Messenger RNA from Aphanomyces astaci, 723 nucleotides. RefSeq lists its product as hypothetical. The record is from RefSeq and is a predicted model, not a curated record. The transcript is spliced from 3 exons. The coding region runs from base 21 to 575 and encodes 184 amino acids. NCBI's taxonomy places the organism in Eukaryota, Oomycota, Saprolegniomycetes, Saprolegniales, Verrucalvaceae.
AAAAUAUCACACUUUGACACAUGGGACUUCGCAGUCGAAAGCGCCGACUGGCGGGAAUAGCCGACGAAGAUGCCUUUGACGUGGAAUCUUCCAGCUACAAGUCAUCGUCUCGCUUGAGCGAUCACUUGCGGCAAUCCCACGACAAUGCAGAAGCGUUCAACCUGAUCUGGAAGCAAAUCAUUGCAGGUCUGGCAUAUGUGUUGGUGGUGUAUGAAUUGUGCGUGUUGUGGAAGACGGUGACCAACGCCGCCGCCGUGUCCACGACCCUCGUUGUCGUGCUCGUGUUGAUGAAACUGCUGUCGUGUGCUGCCAUUUACUCGGUCAAGGGUCUUGUCUCCACGGAUGCACGCGGGCAUACGUCUUGCGUUCUCUUGUGUGCCCUCCACACGAGCAUGUGGCUGCUCUUGCGCGUAUUCGACGUCGACGCGACCUCCGUCCGAAACUCCAUUCCGCUGUGCACGCUGUACUACCUUUGCGCGACACUAACCGUGUGGUUCAUUGGCAACAACGCAAAAUCCGAACAGGCGCGGGCGGAACAGCUCCAGCAACUCGAGACCAAGUUUGCCACGGAAUAAAAAGUGAUCUCAAAGUUGGUUGACAUCGUCCAUGCGCUCCAUAUGCGUUUACAGUACAUACAAUAUGCACUGGUAUAAUAGAUAUGUAGAAGACGGAUCUGCCGGUUCAAAGAUAGGAGGUGAUAAUAGACUGCCGGCUACCACAGGA